Molecule: messenger RNA, 828 nt
Organism: Apiotrichum porosum
Lineage: Eukaryota; Fungi; Basidiomycota; Tremellomycetes; Trichosporonales; Trichosporonaceae
Exons: 8
Coding region: 1-828 (275 amino acids)
Cellular component (GO): endoplasmic reticulum; cytosol
Source: RefSeq, a predicted model, not a curated record
AUGUUUGGCCGCUCCAACCCGCGCGCGCAGACUGCCACUGCGGAAUGGGAGCUGGGUGGCGAGCGGGUGACGCCGAUGCCGACGGCCAGUGAGCGCGUGCUCGUCCGAUACACUGGUUCGUGUGCGAGGUCGCCGGUCAUGGGUCCACUUGGAUAUGGCCUCCGAGUGCCGACACCGUCGUCGUCGACCGUCGGGCAUUGUCCGUCUGCUACAGUCCACGAUGUCCAGUUCCACCGUAUCGCUUCCAAGCACAAAGCGGCGUGCGAUCACCCUGCUGCAUCCAGCGCAUUACGGCCGUCCACAUUUCUCCCCACACUCAUGAAGGAGUACAAGGACCUUACAGCCGACCCCAUCUACGACAUGCUCACCGCCGGCCCUGUGAACGAGGACAACAUGCUCGAGUGGGAGGCUCUUAUCCAGGGUCCUGAAGGGACACCAUAUGAAGGCGGCAUCUUCGCUGCCAAACUCUACUUUCCCUCCGACUACCCUCUCAAUCCAUUCAAGAUGGUGUUUGACCCCCCUCUGCUGCACCCUAACAUCUACCCCAACGGCACAGUCUGCAUCUCCAUCCUGCACCCCCCUGGCGACGACCCCUUGCGCUACGAGUCGGCGUCGGAGCGCUGGUCCCCCGUACAGGGUGUGCGUUCCGUCCUCCUUUCGGUGCUCAGUAUGCUCGCCGAGCCGAAUAUCGAGUCGGGAGCGGAUAUCGAGCGCGUCACAGGUCAAUGCUCGAGCUCCAGCGCUCCCGCUCUGGCUUCUCUCAGUAAUGUCGCGCCCGAGUUCGAGCGCCGCGUUAGGGAGCAGGUCAAGCGCCUCCUCGGCCUGUAG